AUGGUCAAGUUGUUUAAAAAAAAGGAGAAAGUUGAAGAGGAGAGCAGAAAAAUCAAAGCCAAUGAUCCAUCUGGUAAUGUUGCAAAACAAUAUGCAGGAAAUGAAAUUUCGACAUCUAAAUACAAUUUAAUAACAUUUUUACCGAAAAAUCUUUUCGAACAAUUUCGUCGACUAGCAAAUGCUUAUUUCUUAUUCCUUCUUUGUUUACAACUCAUUCCACAAAUCAGUUCCUUGGCUCCGAUAACUACGAUCUUACCACUUGUAUUUGUCUUGGCUUUGACGGCAAUCAAAGAUGCUAGUGAUGAUAUUGCGAGACAUCGUAGUGAUCGAGAAGUGAAUAAUCGUGAAACGAAAACAGUCGUAGGAAAAGAAUUUGUUACGAGAAAAUGGAAAGAUAUUAAAGUUGGGGAUAUGAUUCAAUUAACCAAUAAUGAAUUUGUCACUGCAGAUAUUGUUUUAAUCUCAACUAGUGAUGACAAUGGUCUUUGUUUUAUUGAAACUGCUGAAUUGGAUGGAGAAACGAAUCUUAAAGUCCGACAAGCUUUAGAGGAAACAUGUAAAAUCGGAGAAGAUAUUGGUCAAUUAUCAAAUUUUGAUGGAGAAAUUGAAUACGAAGCACCAAAUAAUAAUCUUGGACGAUUCGAAGGAAACUUGACAUGGAAGGGAAAAACGUAUCCUCUCAAAAAUGAUAACAUUGUUUUACGUGGAACACGCUUGAGAAAUACUCAAUGGGCUUUCGGAAUUGUCUGCUAUGCUGGUCCUGACACUAAAUUAAUGAAAAACAGUGGUAAAGCACCAUUCAAACGUACACAAAUUGAUCGUUUACUCAAUCGAAUUAUUCUUGGCAUCUUCUUCUUUUUAUUGAUCAUGUGUGCUAUCAUGACAAUCUGCUCUGGUCUUUGGGAAUCCUUCGUUGGUUAUGACUUUCGCAUGUACUUACCCUGGGAAGGUUUCUUAUCCAAAGAUCGUCGUAUUGGCGCAAUUCAGAAAAGUUUAUUAGUGUUUCUCUCGUACAUCAUUAUCUUAAACACUGUGGUGCCCAUCUCUCUCUAUGUCAGUGUGGAAUUUAUACGUUUAUUACAAUCGAAAUUUAUUGAUUGGGAUAUUCAAAUGUAUUAUAAACCAAAUAAUGUUCCCGCACAAGCACGUACAACCACACUAAACGAAGAAUUAGGACAAAUUGAAUAUAUUUUUUCGGAUAAAACAGGAACAUUAACGCAGAAUAUUAUGACAUUCAACAAAUGUUCGAUCCGUGGAAAAUUGUAUGGUUAUGUUACUGAUGGAAAUGGAAAUGAAAUUCAAGAUCCUGAUAAAACAAAAGCAAUUGAAUUCGAAGAAAAAGACGAAGACUUUCAAUGGUACGAUCAAAAAUUGAUCGACGCAAUCAAAAAUGGUGAUGAAGAUGAACACAAUUUCUUCACACUUCUAGCUCUUUGUCAUACGGUCAUGCCGGAAGAGAAAGACGGAAAGAUUAUUUAUCAAGCUCAAUCACCCGAUGAGAAUGCAUUGGUAUCCGCUGCAAGAACAUUUGGUUUUGUUUUCGAUAAUCGUACACAAAGUAGUAUUACCGUUCGUUUACCAGAUAAAGAAGAAACGUACGAUUUGCUCAAUAUUUUGGAUUUUAACAAUGACCGCAAGCGAAUGUCAGUUAUCGUGAAAAAAGAUGGCAAAAUCGUUUUGUAUUGUAAGGGAGCUGAUUCGAAAGUUAAAGAACGGUUAGAUUCAUCGGAGAAGGAAAUCAUGGCACAAACUGAUGAACAUUUAAAUAAAUUCGCUACCGAUGGUUUACGUACACUUUGUUUGGCAUGGAAAGACCUUGACGAAGGAGAAUAUAAAAAAUGGGCAGAAAAAUUAGAUAAAGCCAAUACAAGUAUGGAAAAUCGAGAUGAAAAAGUUAGUGAAGUUUAUGAAGAAAUAGAACAAAACCUGAAAUUACUUGGUGCUACAGCUAUCGAAGAUAAAUUGCAAGACGGUGUACCGCAAUGUAUAGAACAUUUAGCGCGUGCUGGUAUAAAAAUAUGGGUUUUAACAGGUGACAAAGUUGAAACUGCUUAUAAUAUUGGUUUGUCUUGUCGUUUGCUCACGAAUGAUAUGGAAAUCAAUGUAAUUGAUGAUGAAGAUGAGAAGGGUGUAGCAGCCAAAUUAGACCAAGUUCGAAAUGAAAUGAUUGAGAAAAUCGAAGGAUUAUUUGACAUAAAGAUUCAAGAUAGAAAGAAACGACUCGAUUGGAAAGAAUGGGGUAUUGAUGUGAUGAAAUUUGAUCAGCAUAGAAAAAACACCACCAAUAAUAACAAUAAUAAUAAUACAGAGCAAACCAAAGUUACAAAUGGCCAUCCAUCAUCAACGACAGCAGCAACAACAGCGAAUGAGCCCACUUCACCGGAUCGCGAGAGCUUCGAAGGCUUUGGAUUAUUAAUAACAGGGCAAGCCCUCGUUCAUGCAUUGUCGGACAAAUUGAAAAUGAAAUUCCUUGAACUUGGUACUAUGUGUAAAGCAGUCGUUUGUUGCCGUGUUACACCAUUGCAGAAAGCUCAAGUGGUUGAAUUAGUCAUGGAAAACGAAAAGAAAAUCACGUUGGCCAUUGGAGAUGGAGCAAACGAUGUGUCGAUGAUUCAAAAAGCACACAUCGGUGUUGGUAUUAGUGGACAAGAAGGUCGACAAGCUGUGUUAGCAAGUGAUUUUAGUUUCGGACAAUUUUGUUUUCUUGAACGAUUGUUACUUGUCCAUGGUCGAUGGUCGUAUUUGCGCAUCUCGAAGUUUUUACGCUACUUUUUCUAUAAGAAUUUUGCAUUUACACUUUGCCACUUUUGGUUUGGAUUCUUCUCCGGAUUUUCAGCUCAAACUUUGUACGAUCCAUUCUUUGUCGCGACAUAUAAUGUCUUCUUUUCAUCAUUACCUGUUCUGGCAUUGGGCGUUUUCGAUCAAGAUGUUACUUCGGAACAAUCCAUGAAUAAACCACAUUUAUACACUCCUGGUCAAAAUAACGAAUUUUUCAAUAAGAAAAUCUUUGCUGAAAGCGUUAUUCACGGCAUUCUAACGUCUUGCAUCAUCUUUUUCGUUUCCUACCUUUCCGUAUCGAACAGCAGUCGUCCAUCUGGCAUGUCACAAGCAGACUUACAAUCAUUUGGCUUCAUGGUCGCUACAAUCAUGGUGGUAAUUGUCAAUCUACAAAAUGCAUUAGAAAUGUGGAAUUGGACUGGUCUAUAUCAUUUCGUUCUAUGGGGCACAAUAGCAGUACAUUUCUUAUUUCAUUUUGCUUUGUACUCACCACUUGUAUCGACAAUCUUCAAAACGAAUUAUGCAUAUGUGGGAGUGGCGCAAAAUGUCUUAACCACUGGCAAUUUCUGGUUUACAUUAUUUAUAACAUGUGCAGUAUUGCUUUUGCCUGUCUUCUGUCGCGAAUUCUUCCGUAUGCGGUUUAUGCCAAACAAAACCGAUCGUGCUCGACUGAAUCAACGAUUCCGUAUGGAAGAAAAAGCUGCUUUUGUUGCCCACAUUAAACAAAAAAUGCAUCAACCUAAACGAGUUGUUCGAUCGGGUUAUGCCUUCUCUCAACAGGAAGGUUGGGGACCAUUGAUUACAUCUGGUCGUAUGCAGUCUAAAGCGACUUCACGUGUUCGACCAUCAAACAUAACGAACACGAUGUCGCCACCAUCAACUACAACUGACAAUGGUUCAUCUCAUACAGCCAAUACUCCGAGUACACUUCAUCCAACCGAAGUUUUCGAUCCAAUACAAUCGAAGAAAAUCUCAUCAGUAUCAUCGAUGGAAACUGAACCUCUACUCUCAUCGACUCAAAACAAAGGAAGCCGACCGAAACCAUCAAGUGAUUUAAUUUCGGACAGAAUACUUGCAGAUAUCAAAUCAUACCGUCCGUUGCGUCUGUAUAUCACGAAACAGAAGAAGAAAGGAAGUACAGAAAAUCCGUUUACCUUACGUGUGAGAUAUUGUCAACUUCCACAGGAUAAACAAGAUCGAUAUUUACAAAAAGCCGUUGAUAAAUACAUAGAACUACUUGAUGAAAAAGAUGUCGAUGAACAAGUGCAGGUCGAAUGUAAAUUAUUUGACUAUCUGUUGAUGAAAGGUGAACAGAGAAAGUAUUUUCAAUCGAUUAAUGCACCAGUUAAGCCACCAGGAACAGCUGUGCCGUUUUACACUCAGAUUAUCAAAGAAGAAAAUGACGAUGACGAUGAUUGUGAUAACAGCAUACCUUGGAACGCUUUAAACAAAGAUGAACGUAAAGUAUUCAAAAGAAAACGUAAAGAAGCUAAACUUGAAUAUGCCGCUCAAGUGAAAAACUUUGCUAAUGAUUUGCCUGAACGUCUUCGAGCAGAUUAUUUAGUCUAUGCCGAGCAAUAUCCUCAUAAACGACAGAAAAUCCACUCAUCUCCCGUGAAGAGCGAAGAUGCACAGUUGAUUCGACAACGUCGUAAAUCUUUAACAGCACUACCUGAAAGUUUACAAACAACAGAAGUUUCAUCACCACUGAUCGAUGAUAUACCAGUAAAAUUAACUCGAAACGAACUUGAACUGUUACACAAAUGCAUGCCACAUGCCAUUUAUUAUGAAACAGCCGUAUCCGAUGAUGACAAACCGACCUUUACGAGAACGAUGACAAAGAAUUCCUACAUGAAAUCGAUCUUUGCUCAGUUAAAUGAUGAAGAACGAUUGAAAUACGUGACGAAAUCAAUCGAACAAUGGAAUGAAUUUCUUGAUGAACAUCCACCAAUUGUCGAAUAUCUUAUUCCAACAUUACAUUUACUUCUAACUCGACAAGAAGACAUGCUCAUCUAUUUCUCGUCAAUUGGUCUACCAGUUCGACCUCCUAUCAACAGUUAUCUUUAUUACAAUCACGAAAAAGAAGAAAUCGGCUCGCAACAAACUUGGUCGGACUUAUCUGCAGACCAAAAAACCGAAUAUACUCAGCAGUUGAAUGCAAUGAAACAUGAUUAUUAUGAGAAAUUAGUUGAUUUCAUUGACAAUAUUCUCCCGUCAGAUUAUAUGAGAUACGAAUUUUUUCGAAAUAUUAAAUAUGCAGUUAAAGAUUAUGAACUAGCAACGAAGAGUGAGAUUGUUGAUAAACAAACAGGCCAAAUACAAUUGCAUGCGUAUUAUUUGCGAAAGAUCCAUAUGCAAAAUCAGCAAGAACAACAAGAGCAAAUCACACAAAUAAAGGAGAAAUUAUUUGCAACUGGAUUAACAGAUGAACAGAAAGAUCUAGUCGAAGAACUCACUCAAGUAUAUUGUAGAUACUUGACCUGA
Adineta ricciae is the source of this 5262-nucleotide messenger RNA. NCBI's taxonomy places the organism in Eukaryota, Metazoa, Rotifera, Eurotatoria, Adinetida, Adinetidae. The record is from the annotation of a GenBank genome assembly.